Molecule: messenger RNA, 2037 nt
Organism: Carassius auratus (goldfish)
Lineage: Eukaryota; Metazoa; Chordata; Actinopteri; Cypriniformes; Cyprinidae
Exons: 6
Coding region: 476-1147 (223 amino acids)
Source: RefSeq, a predicted model, not a curated record
UCUUUCCCAAAGAUGGUUAGGAGGACACAUUCUUUGACGUAUCUUGUUAGACGGAUCUGAGCCUUGUAUUUCCAGUGAUGGAGCUGAAGAUGUCAUCCUCCAGGCUACAUUCGAUUGGUCCUUCGAAACGCCAUACGUCUCGCCGCGGGAGCGCGCACGCCCUGGAAGGUUAUCUAUGGCAGGCGCGCUCCCGCGGACUGCACCGUUAUGAUUCUAGGAGCGAGCGACACCGAAACUAUGCCAAGCGUUCCCGGGACACCGAGCUCCUCCGCCUUCAACGAUCCGUCCUGAUUUCUGAAUACAUUACUGAAAACAAAGUCUACGAACGAACAGUCAGAUGAUAUCUCUGGAAGCAAAAUAUUGAGAUGAUGUUUUAUCUUCCAGACAAGGUGUAGGUGUGAGGUGUGAGUGAGUCAGGGAGAGAUGGAGGUGAUCAGAAGAACACACUCGGACUCUAACGGUCUGUUCUCGGACCAUGACUGUCAGGUAUGAAGCUGUGAUUGAAGCUAUGAGUGUCAUUACUGGAGCUGCACAUGUUCUCCUCUCUCUGCAGGACACGGGGGCUUGUGGACGGACCACUGGAGUGUGUUUGUGUGAACAUCAGCUCCCACAGGACGACUCCAGUGUGAAGUGUGUUCAGUGCGGUAACAGAGCCAUGAUCACCAGAUACUCAGAGGGUUACGGCACAGAGGAGGAGUGUGUCCAGCCUCAUCUUCAGGGAGACAGCGAUGCAGACGCAGACAUCGAGGACACGGACAGCAGGCUCCAGAUUGUGGGCUCCCUCCAACGAAUCAGCUCCCGGAAGAGAAAGCGUCAGCGAAUCACACGGCAGGACACAACAGAGAGCGAAGACGAUGGUGGGCGGAGCCACAGGACGCACCGCUGGAGUCUACGACUCAGUCCUCAUCGCACACAUAACAGGACCAUCCUGGAGGAGAGUGUUUCUCAGGUGCGUCCGCUGGUAAUCUGUCGCUGUGCUGCUCGAGAGACCGUCCCGGACCACAAACCCCACGGUGGACGAUGGCUCCUGACACUGUUCCCCGUUCCUCUUUCUCUCUCUGUGUCCUGUUAUCUGCUCAUCGUCCCUCUCUCCGUGUCCAUUAUCAUCGUUCUCGUGUCUGUCCUCCUGCCGCUCACAGAUACUUGACAUUGCCUUGAGCAUCACUGCUUAACCCUCUUCACAGUGUAGAUCGAUUCAUUUCUUUUAGUUGUGUCUAUGUUUACUGUGAAAGACCCUUUUAUACAGUGUCAUCUAUAGAAACCACAUGAAGAAAAAAGCUUUGGUAAAUCAUUAUGAGAUAAAAAGUCGAAAUUGUGACACAUCAUGUCAUAAGGAGAUAAAAACACAUAAUUGUGACACACUGAGUCAUAAUUAUGAGAUAAAAUCAGAAGUGUGACACCAAGUCAUAAUUAUAUAAAACGCCAAAAAUAUGACAUACUUAUAAACUAUAACUUAUUACAUACAUAAUUUAUAGUUUUGAGAUAAAAAACAAAAUGUCAAACACAGAGUCUAUCAUGAGAUACAAAAUGUCAAAUAAUGACAAAAAUCACAUCAUACCAAGUCAUUAUGAGAUAAAGAGUCACAAUUAUAAUUGUUCACAUUUAUGAGAUAAUAUAUAAAACAAUUAAAUUAUGAGAUAAAUAUAAAAAAUUAUCAUAAUCAAGAAAUAUUUAAAAUAAUGACAAAAAUCAUGACAAACUAAAUCAUUUUGAGAUAAAAGUCAAAAUUAUGAUAUAAUAGGUCACAUGUACAGUAUGAGAUAAGUCAAACCUAUGACAAAAAUCUUAAAUCAUAAAAUAAGCCUUUAUUUCUUUUAAAAUAAUAGCUUAGUAUGGCAUAUUUAUAACUUUUUAUGUCAUAAUUAUGACAUUAUCUUAUAUGGUGUAAAUGGGCUCCUGUAGCUGUUGGACACCAAAGACAUUUGAAAGCACAAGGUGAUCAGGAGUGUAAAACUGCACUGAUACUGUAUUUAUGUGAGGGAAUACUGUGUCAAAAAGAUGUUUCCACAUUUAACUGUGUUUAACAAAGAUAUAUAU